Molecule: messenger RNA, 3844 nt
Organism: Xiphias gladius (swordfish)
Lineage: Eukaryota; Metazoa; Chordata; Actinopteri; Istiophoriformes; Xiphiidae
Gene: impdh1b
Product: IMP (inosine 5'-monophosphate) dehydrogenase 1b
Exons: 16
Coding region: 378-2228 (616 amino acids)
Biological process (GO): GTP biosynthetic process
Cellular component (GO): cytoplasm
Molecular function (GO): IMP dehydrogenase activity
Source: RefSeq, a predicted model, not a curated record
ACUGGUCUUGUUUUUUUUCUGUUUUUCUCUCUGUGGGAAAACCUAUGCAGCUCUGUAUCUAGUUGGGAAUUUAGCAGCUGCAGAGCACAUAGAGCAGGCACUGGAAUUCAGAUAAGAAUAUUAGAAACAAAUGGAGAGCUUGUAUUUGUUUUGCAAAAUGUGACUCCUAAACUUUUACUAAACUUUGGUUAUGAAGUUCAUAUAAUUGCAGGGUUGCAGCAAAAAAUCAGUCACUUCUGUUUUGACCCAAAAGUAACCUUCGGCUGUUGGAUAUCUUGUCUGACUUCGUACAUUGUGUUUAAAAGCAAGAAACAGCUGAAAAGCUGCAAAGCAAGGCUAAAGGGCUACUGGAUUAAGAGACUGAGCCUGGACAGACGAUGGAAGGGUAUGGUUAUGAGCACUUUGGUGCAGAAGGAGCGAGGGAGAGCCUGCAGGUGGAUUAUCGGAGGAUUGUGGGGGACACCCAGCCGCCGCCACGUACCAUCGUUGGAUCCAGAGAAAGCGAACAGUGUUUCCGGCAAACCUCACAUGGCCACGGACACGAAACCGCAGCCCAGAGAUACAGUGCCACACGCAUCCAGGCUGGUCUCGGCCCAGAGAGCAUGGCGGAUUACUUGAUCAGUGGUGGCACAGGCUACGUACCUGAGGAUGGACUCUCAGCUCAGCAGCUCUUUUCGAUUGGAGAUGGCCUCACAUACAACAGAUCUGACCAACAGUGCGUUGUCUCCGAUGGUCAUACGGCUGAAGAGCUAUGCUCUAAAGGAGAUGGGUUGACUUACAAUGACUUCCUGAUUUUACCUGGCUUCAUCGACUUUACAUCAGAUGAAGUGGACCUGACAUCAGCACUGACCAGGAAGAUCACACUGAAGACCCCCCUCAUCUCCUCCCCCAUGGACACUGUCACAGAGUCAGCCAUGGCAAUUGCUAUGGCGCUAAUGGGAGGCAUUGGCAUCAUUCACCACAACUGCACACCAGAAUUCCAAGCCAAUGAGGUCCGCAAGGUUAAGAGGUUUGAGCAGGGUUUUAUCACAGACCCAGUUGUGAUGAGUCCGCGCCACACAGUUGGGGAUGUGUUUGAGGCCAAAGUAAGACACGGCUUCUCUGGUAUUCCUGUCACAGAGACAGGCAAAAUGGGCAGCAAACUGGUGGGCAUCGUCACCUCCAGAGAUAUUGACUUCCUUUCUGAGAAAGACCAUGAUAAACCUCUGGAGGAGGCUAUGACUAAGAGGGAGGAGUUGGUUGUGGCUCCGGCUGGUGUUACCCUGAAAGAAGCCAAUGAUAUUCUGCAGCGUAGUAAAAAAGGCAAGCUUCCCAUUGUAAACGAUAACGACGAACUGGUGGCCAUUAUUGCCAGGACAGAUCUGAAGAAGAACAGGGACUACCCGCUGGCCUCCAAAGACUCACGCAAACAGCUGCUGUGCGGCGCCGCCAUAGGCACCAGGGAGGACGACAAGUACAGACUGGACCUCCUAGUGCAGGCUGGCGUGGAUGUUGUUGUACUGGACUCCUCACAAGGCAACUCAGUGUACCAAAUCAACAUGAUAAAUUAUAUUAAACAGAAGUAUCCAGAAUUGCAAGUGGUGGGAGGAAAUGUGGUUACCGCGGCCCAGGCCAAGAAUCUGAUCGAUGCUGGCGUGGAUGCUCUAAGAGUCGGCAUGGGCUGUGGCUCCAUCUGCAUCACACAGGAAGUCAUGGCAUGUGGGCGCCCCCAGGGGACCUCGGUGUACAAGGUAGCAGAGUACGCCAGGCGUUUUGGUGUGCCCGUCAUCGCUGAUGGCGGCAUUCAGACUGUGGGCCAUGUGGUGAAGGCUCUGUCUCUCGGCGCAUCGACUGUUAUGAUGGGCUCGUUGCUAGCGGCAACCACUGAGGCUCCAGGAGAGUACUUCUUUUCAGACGGCGUGCGGCUGAAAAAGUAUCGUGGUAUGGGCUCCCUGGAUGCUAUGGAGAAGAGCACCAGCAGCCAGAAACGCUAUUUUAGUGAGGGCGACAAGGUGAAGGUAGCCCAGGGUGUGUCAGGCUCGGUCCAGGACAAGGGGUCCAUCCACAAGUUUGUACCAUACCUGAUAGCCGGUAUCCAACAUGGCUGCCAGGACAUCGGGGCAAAGAGUCUCUCUGUCCUCCGUUCCAUGAUGUAUUCUGGAGAGCUAAAGUUUGAGAAGCGCACCAUGUCUGCACAGGUAGAAGGAGGCGUUCAUGGACUCCACUCUUACGAGAAGCGGCUUUACUGAACAGAGGGAGGGGGUGGAGCACAAAUCAGCAGUGCACAUGACGUAACCAAUCUAACAGUGACCAAAUGUUAAACCGCCACUUCUGCUAAAACGCAUACCCACCCACUAAACCCUCCCCUGCGUCAUAUCCACCGUUGCUCCCUCCGAUCCCAACACAGCUGCUUGGGGGGGGGGGGGAAAGAGGCACCGUAGCGAAGUGAGAAUCUUCAAACUGGCACCCGACUCUCUGAACACCUGGGAUUUUGCACUCAAGAAGCGGCGCAUCAGGGUUUUCGGAAUGACAUACACACCUGUAUCUUGAGUAUGCAGCCUGCUGGCAGUUGUGUGUGUGUGUGUGUGUGUGUGUGUUUAUAGGGAAAGAAUGUGAAUGACUGUGUGGAUGGCAAUUGUGGGUAGUGUGUGUGACAUAGUUUAAAAUGUGUAUUGGGACAAACCAAGUGAGGGUGCACUGUGUUUUUUGUCCUUUUAUUAUUAUUAUUAUUAUUAUUGAGUCUAAAACAGCCAUGGUGCAGAUCCCAUCAGCAUUUUUUUUUUUUUUUUUGGCCGUUUUGGGAUCCACGCUUACCAGCAAGCUCCCUGUCAGAAGCCUCACACAUCCCAGUUCUUAAACACACAAGUCCUUGUGCGGAAAACAAGAUCAAACACUUGUCUCCCUAUGUGCAGUGUGUCGGUGUAUCAUGGCAAACUUGCUUUCGUGCAUUUUUUUUUUUUAGACAUCACAGGCAUAUGCUACUUAAUACAAGGUAGCUGCUUAUAUUUCAGCGCUUACUGUUUACUUUGUGUAUUGUGGAUCCUGAGGUACGAAAUAAUGCCUAAGGCAGUAACACUGUCGACAUUAUAUCCUCCACUGUCACCUGAAAUCGGUUGACAGAACUCAGACCCAUAGUUUUUACCACUGUGGACAUUCAUUUUCCCACCCAGUGAUGUCUUGAGCCAAAUAAUCAGUGUCCCGUCUCAGUGCAUAAUGUUCGUAUGUUGAGCAUGGAAGGGACCAAAAGCUGAAGAUCAGGUAUGUUUGAAAGAAAAAAAAACUAAAAUGUAUCAAUCAAAAAUAAUUCAUAAUGAGGAGAAUGGUCAUUUCUUUGCCCUUAAUUUGAAUACUUUUAGAUCAAACAAACUUUAUAUUAAACCUGUGUUGUCUCGGGGGCUUUGAAUUGAGCAUGAAGGGUUUUUGAUAUGCAUGUUUGUUUUUUCACUAAGCCAAACAUGGCUGUAUUUAUAUUCUGCUUUAUUGUAAUUGCAUACAUACUGCCAAGUGUAUUUACACUGUCUCUUACACUCUUCUUUUGGAACUUCAAAACCAAAAUUGCCGCAACAAGUCGCUGCUUACCUCGUCACAAUUUCAUUUCUAUGCUCUCAAGGUGUUGCAUAGGUUCUGUUACAGGUUUAUUUUAUUUCUGACUUAUGUUUAUCUUUACCCGAGAGAUGCCUUCAAACAGGGAUGGUUAAAGGCUGCAGAUCACAGCUCAGUGAAAAUGCUUUGAAAUGCAUAAUACCAUACACACUCACCUCCUUUUCUUACUUUGAAAUAGUAUAGCUGUGUUUAUCAUUCAGCUUAUGUAAGACUAGGCUUUUUCUAACAUUGUCAUACUGGAUGUCCCUUUUGCCAGCUGUUU